GGAUCCCUGGGGAAUGCAGGCAGCAUUAAACACAGAACACUGAAUAUUGCUGCUCAGGGCAGGGGGUCCUCCUGCAGAGGAGGCACUGCUGGACCAGCACCAGCAGAAAAGGGAUCAGAUUCUGAGCAUUCCCUAGAGAACCUGCUGGAAUUGUAUUGGCAGAAAAGUGUUUUUCUGAGCAUCCCCUAGAGAACCUGACCAGCAGCAUGGAGCUGAGGUCGGGUGAGGCAUCAGGGAAGGUAAAAGAAAAGGAGGAGAGAGGAAAGAGAGCCCACAGAGACUCCUCCCGAGACGUGCUGGAGUGGAGGGAGUCCUUUGACCAGCUCCUCAAGAGCAAAAGCGGGGUAAAUGCCUUCCACACCUUCCUGAAGACUGAGUUCAGCGAGGAGAACCUCGACUUCUGGCUGGCAUGCGAGGACUUCAAAAAGACCCGCUCGAAAACCAAGCUGGCCUCCAAAGCCAACAGGAUCUUCGAGGAGUUUGUCCAAAGUGAGGCGCCCAGGGAGGUGAACAUCGACCACGAAACCAGGGAGAUCACCCGCAAGAACCUCUCGGGGGCCACCUCGGCCUGCUUCAACGAGGCGCAGGCCAAGACGCGCACGCUGAUGGAGAAGGACUCCUACCCCCGCUUCCUGAAAUCCGCCUCCUACCAGGACAUGAGCAGGCAGGCCGCCGGCCGCGGCUCCAGCAAGCGCCCGCACACCUGAGGCGGCCCGCAGCGGCGCCGGGCGCAGGGCGGGGUGCGCUUCGCGAGGCCCCGUGUGCCGGGGCGCCGGCUGAGCUUCUGGGACCGCGGCGGGAUCCCCGGCGCUUCCCGCUCCCCGCGGAGCCGGCACCGCGGAGCCCGGAGCCUCCCCUCGCGGCUCCGAGAGCUCGGGUUUGAGCUGCAGCUCCGGGGAAGGAGAUGGGAUUCAUUCCCCCCCCCGAGCAUCCGCAAGCCAAGAGCUCCCACCUGCUCGCGGGAGCCUGCCACUCCCUCUCGCAGGGGAUGGCCAGGAUGAAAACCCCGAGGCUUGGUGGCGUUUUCAGCUGCACCUGCCUUCUCCUGAUGCCAAGAUCCUCCAGCUGUGUCCUAUGCAUGCUCGGCAUCGAAGCUUUCCACCUCCUUCCAGUGCAGUGACGUUCUUCUCCCUUGCUUGAGCUCCACGACCUUCAGAUUGCACCUAAUCUUAGGUCACGUGCCUGAUGUUUUAUUCCUGUUAUUGUUAUUUAUUUCAUCAUUGUUGCUGUUAUUAUAUCUAUAUUUAUCAGAGGAGCACUGCUGAAAGCACACACGCAUGUCCCUUGCUCCGAGGAGCUUGUAAAUUAAAUUAUUUUAGCUGUUGUAGCACUUAGCAUGCCUCCCACCUUUUCUGUGUAAUAAUUUGAGAGGACCAGGCAGAUUUGUAGCACAAUUGUGGAGCAAGGUAUGCCAGCAGCAGCAGGGAGAGCUGCUAGAGGCUUUGGAGGACCAUGGAUGGCAGUGCAGGGAUGCUUUGCAGCCCAUGUUGUUCCCUCUCUCCCUUUAAAGUUGUGGAAGGCAUCUCAGCACACAGCAGCUUAUCCUAGGCAGGGAACCAGAGAGGUCAAACAGGCAACUCUAUGGAAACCUUGAUUUUCACACAUGGGAGAGAAAAGCCGGGGCUUUGCCUGGGUUUCUAAUUGGGCUUGGUGCUCCCUGAGAUGGUGAAACCGGUCUGCAGCCACAGCACUUUUCCAGAAACCCAUGGAGUGAGCCAAACCCGUGCCGUGAACCCAGUGACUGGGAGGGGUGGCCGGACACAUCACCAGCCCGGAGCUGGGGGCAGCUCUUCAGGAAGUCCCUCUCAGCAGGAAUUCUGGGCUCCUGGAGAGGUGUGGAUCCCACCUGGCAGCAGCUGCCUGGGUGGGCAAUGUGGAGCCUGUGCUGGGCCCUGGGGAAUGUGCCAGCAGCACUGCUCCCUGCUGCGGGCUGCUUUCCAGGGCUCUGCUUAUCCCUGAAGACCAACCUGGAGAUCCUUGUCCCACUGGUACUCACUCCUUGCCACAGGAACUCUCUUUUGCCCCCCUGUCCCAGCAACAGCCAGAGCACAGCAUCCUUGGGGCUUUUCACAGCUGCUUGAGCAGAGCAAGGGACCAAGGACCAGUUUGGGGAUGUUACUCUGAGUGCUCUUCCACCAUCCUCAUCCUGGUCCCACCUCUGAGCCUCUGGCUGUUGUCCUGGCUGUGUUUACAGGGAGAUAUCAGCUGCUUCCUUAUUUAUUAUUUAUUUUUACAACUGGAACCACCUUUGCUGUGUUACUGAAGCGGGCGAUGCACAAUGGUCUGUUCUCAUUACCGACGUCAAGUUGUCCUUACAAAAUAAAAUGUAAAGAGAAAAAUAGCCU
Molecule: messenger RNA, 2345 nt
Organism: Ficedula albicollis (Collared flycatcher)
Lineage: Eukaryota; Metazoa; Chordata; Aves; Passeriformes; Muscicapidae
Gene: RGS16
Product: regulator of G-protein signaling 16
Exons: 4
Coding region: 207-707 (166 amino acids)
Source: RefSeq, a predicted model, not a curated record